Messenger RNA from Carassius carassius (crucian carp), 1891 nucleotides. RefSeq names its product tumor necrosis factor receptor superfamily member 1A-like. Gene Ontology annotation, molecular function: tumor necrosis factor binding; tumor necrosis factor receptor activity. The record is from RefSeq and is a predicted model, not a curated record. Gene Ontology annotation, cellular component: membrane raft; signaling receptor complex; mitochondrion. Gene Ontology annotation, biological process: signal transduction; inflammatory response. Bases 385 to 1551 code for a protein of 388 amino acids. The transcript has 12 exons. Lineage: Eukaryota; Metazoa; Chordata; Actinopteri; Cypriniformes; Cyprinidae.
CAGUGCAUAUAAUGGUGCAUAUAAUCAGUUUUCUGAAGUCAUAUGAUGGAUUUGUGUGUAGACUGUAAACGUGCUUUGUCUUUGGGUAACUGGUGUUGGGUGCAAGUCAGGGGCAAAAGUCAUUUGCAACAGAAGCUUUAGAGUACUUUCGGUUUCAUCCAGCCUCUAGAAUUCCUUCAUGAGAACUGUCACGCGAGGAGGAGCGGACUGUGUGACGCAUAACACUUCCAGUCAAGACUACCCUUCUCCUCCGAGGAAAUGCACGCUCAAUUGGUGAUGACGAAAAGCUUAUGGGAGAGUAGGAAAGGACCGUGUUGGAUCGCCAUGAGUAGAGCGAGUUUGGGGAAGUGAGAAGUGCUGCUUUAGCGCCCCCUUACAACGGCCAUGAGGAAAUGCCAGCUGUGCGCUUAUGUUUUUCUGGUUCUAAUCAGCCAGUCAAAUACAAUAGCAUAUUUUGCACGUGGACGUGAAAAUUGUUCUGAAAGUGAAUACUGGAAUGAGAAGGGAUUCUGCUGUAAUAAAUGUCAUCCAGGGUCUAAAUUGAAAGCAUUAUGUCCUGAACUAAACAUGAGGUCUGAAUGUGAGAAAUGUGAGGCUGGAACCUAUCAAGAUGUCUCAAACUAUCAUAAAAACUGCUUCAGAUGCAAGGAGUGCAACAAACCCCAUUCCGAAGAAAUAUCAAAAUGUACAACCAAAAGCGAUCGGGUGUGUGGUUGUGUGCUUGGAUACUACUAUAAGAAACUAGAUGGGUUGACAUGGGUUUGUAAGGAGUGUAAGAAGUGUGGACCUGGUCAGCAUGAAACUGUGAAAUGUUCUGGUGAUCAGAAUACACAGUGUAAAUGCAAUGAAAACCAUUACCAAGUCAUGGGAAAAAACAUCUGUGAGCCGUGUGCUAAAUGUCAGAAGGACUGUCCAGACGUGUGCAUAACCACCACACCUCGUAACCCUGUUGAGUCCGCCAGCCCAAUUAGUCCUUCAGGCACAUUACCACAAAUACUGGUCCCCGUUUGUGGAUGUAUCACGGCUCUAGCACUGGGAGUGUUCAUGUUAUACGAAUGCAUCAGACUUUGGAAGAAAAAGAGGCAAGCUUUGUCAUCGGAGAAAUCAUUAACUGCCCUCGAAGAUCAGAAAUUGAUUAUUAGAGUGGAACCAAACACAAUAUGUGAGAGUGUUUCUUUUGCAAACCAGCCGUGUAAGACAGAACAAAGUGGAAAACUCCCAGACUGCGUCCCAAGAGAGAUCAAAAUUCACGAAUUCUUCUAUUUUGUGCUGGACGAGGUGCCGAUUGGACGAUUUAAAGAACUUGUACGUCGGCUCGGUGUUUCUGAGCAGAACAUUGACAGGGCAGAACAAGACCACCGGAACUGCAAAGAUGCCCACUACCAGAUGCUGAAGGUUUGGAGUGACAGUGGCAGAGGAGGAGGGAGCAAUGUUUUGCCAUUUCACCGCAUCCAGAUGUUCGUAUGCACUCUGAGGGACAUGUGUUUGGUUAACUGUGCAGACAACAUCGAGAACAUGUUCCUUUCACAGGACACAAGUGCUUCACGCUGAAACUGCUGAAAGAGAAUGAAGAAGAGGGCAUUAAUAGAGAACUUAACCUUUCACCAAUUUCCAAUGGAUUCCUUUAAGAGCAAAACUGGGUCUUCAGCUGAAUUUUUGUCAUUUUAUUUCAUGUUUCCAGUUGUUUGAAGAUUUCACACUAAUUUUUUUUUUGUUUGUUUUUUAUGAGCAUGCAUAUGUUCUGUGUUAUAUGUUUGAAUGUUAUCCAGACUUUUGUUAGUGAAUGUAUCUGAAUGAGAGUGGUGGGGUGGUUGGGAUUUGGGUUGUAAUUUUUACAUAUAUGUAAUGGAUAUAACAUAAUCAUGCAUAUUAUCUCCCAGAUCAGUUCUCC